Melanotaenia boesemani (Boeseman's rainbowfish) is the source of this 4512-nucleotide messenger RNA. RefSeq names its product solute carrier family 16 member 3a (gene slc16a3a). Lineage: Eukaryota; Metazoa; Chordata; Actinopteri; Atheriniformes; Melanotaeniidae. The coding region runs from base 176 to 1732 and encodes 518 amino acids. The record is from RefSeq and is a predicted model, not a curated record. Gene Ontology annotation, cellular component: membrane. The transcript is spliced from 6 exons. Gene Ontology annotation, molecular function: monocarboxylic acid transmembrane transporter activity. Gene Ontology annotation, biological process: transmembrane transport; monocarboxylic acid transport.
GGAGGGCGCUAGGACCCAGCGGCCGGGCCUCUGCGCCCCGCUGACGGUCUGCAGGCAGACGUGCGUCCCGGAGCACGACUCGGUGCUGAGGCAGGAGGCUGGAGGAGGGACCGCGCGCUCUGCUUCACCAGCCGUUUCUCUCACCGCCUCUAUUAAGGCACAGCCAUAAAGCAGCAUGGGAGGCGUGGCAGUGGACAUGGGUCCAGAAGGUGUGAAGGCUCCAGAUGGAGGUUGGGGCUGGGCUGUGCUGGCUGGAUGUUUUGUCAUCACUGGCUUCUCCUAUGCCUUCCCCAAAGCUGUCAGUGUGUUUUUCAAAGAGCUGAUCAGGGAGUUUGGUGUGGGAUACAGCGACACUGCCUGGAUCUCGUCUAUCCUGCUGGCCAUGCUUUAUGGCUCAGGUCCUCUAUGCAGCGUGCUGGUGAACCGCUUUGGCUGUCGGCCAGUUAUGAUGGUGGGAGGCCUGUUGGCCUCUCUGGGAAUGAUCUUGGCCUCCUUCUCCACCAGCAUCAUCCACAUCUACCUUACAACUGGAGUCAUCACAGGUAUGGGAUUAGCCCUGAACUUCCAGCCGUCUCUGAUCAUGCUGAACCGUUACUUCAGUGAGAAGCGUCCUCUGGCCAACGGCCUCUCAGCAGCUGGAAGUCCUGUUGCCUUAUGCUGCCUAUCUCCGCUGGGCCAGGUCCUUCAGUACCAGUAUGGAUGGAGGGGUGGCUUCCUCAUCCUCGGUGGUAUUCUUCUGAACUGCUGCGUAUGUGGAGCCCUCAUGAAGCCUCUGGUCGGCCCCAAAACCCUCAAGUCUGUGAGUCAGGGACAGGGCGAUGACCAUGGAUCAGACGGGGAGAAGAAGAAGGCCAAACCCAGACUGCUGGACUUCUCUGUGUUCAAAGACUGUGGCUUCGUCAUCUACACGGUGGCAGCAUCCAUCAUGGUUCUGGGGCUGUUUGUGCCGCCGGUGUUUGUGGUGAACUACGCCAAGGAGCUGGGAAAUGAGGACACCAAGUCUGCCCUGCUGCUCACCAUCCUGGGUUUCAUUGACAUCUUUGCACGGCCCACCUGUGGGGUGAUUGCUGGACUGAAAUGGGUUCGGCCUCGUUGUGUCUACCUGUUCAGCUUUGCCAUGAUCUUCAAUGGAGCCACAGACCUGGUUGGCUCACAGGCUAAUGACUACGCUUCUCUGGUGGUCUUCUGCAUCUUCUUUGGAAUCUCCUAUGGGAUGGUGGGAGCACUGCAGUUUGAGGUUCUGAUGGCAAUAGUUGGUACUGAGAAAUUCUCCAGUGCCAUUGGCCUGGUCCUACUCAUGGAAGCUGUUGCAGUACUGGUGGGACCACCAGGUGCAGGCCGACUGCUUGAUGCUACCAAGAACUACAUGUACGUGUUCCUGCUGGCAGGAAGUGAGGUUGUGCUCUCUGCUGUGGUUUUGGCUACUUGCAACUUCCUCUUUAUUAAAACGAAGCCGUCUGCGCCUGCUGACAACCCCGAGAGCAUCACAGUGACGGAUGACUCCUUCACAAAGGUGUGCAGCAAAGGUGCCGAGGGGAACGAUGAGGUGGAGAAAGGAGCCAGAGAGGAGCACGAGAAGGAGGCGAUAAAGGAGGAGGAGGACAGAGACAGGACGGACAAAGAUGACAUCAGGCCAAACAGUGUAGCCGUGAACUCGGAGGAGGUGGAGAGAUUCUUGAAAGAACCACAACAAAAUGGCAGCAUGGCUCCGAGUCCUGAAACAUGUCUGUGAGGUCAUGUGAGGCUUUACUAACCAGACAGCUCGAUGACCUCCAACCCCACACGCCCCAUAAUUCAGUGUGUUAUUAAGAUGUUUGUGUUUUUUGCACGUGGGGCUGCAGCUGAUGCCACUGCCAUGUGAAGUACUAAGUUAAGCCAGUGUGCUGAGACUAAUGAUAGAGGGACAGAAGAGCUCAGUGACAGCACUGCCAUGUGUUUCUGCCAGAGGUGUCUGGUUCUAGAUGUGGCUACCACCAAAUAAAGUUAAAGGAUAAUGUUGUCAAGAUCCUGUAUUGGUGCAUUUUUGUCAACAAAUCACAUGAGAAAACCUUUCAGUACAAAUGGAUAAACAAUCAAAUGAGGAAAAUUAAAAACCUUCACCAGACCAUCAGAAGGACAAUAAGUGUACACACAGAAAGUGCAAUCUUUUUUUUUUUUUUUUUUUUAAGAAGAUAAGUUUACCUAUUUGACAUCUUCUUUAAUAAGAUCUGAUGUUCCAACAUGGGAUGAGAGAUGAAUGCCUGCUGGGGUAUUACCUCUUCAUGGUAUUCGUUAUAAAGACAAGAAGUUCAGGAUCAUCCCAGCUUUAACCUUUAACAAUCCUAACCCUAACACGCUGCUUUUCAGUGUCAGACAAGCUUACAUCUCACUGUGUAUGUAAAAACAUGACCGUUAAGGCUUAAAUUAACUUUCUUUUCUUUACAUGUUGUAACUGAAGCAGAGAGUAUCUGUGCUGCUGUAGCUCAGGCAGGUUAAAUGGUGUUAGAAGUUUCAGUGUUGCAGCUGCGUGAGAACUGUUGCUGGUCUUGUGGUCGCUUUGUGACUCCUGACUUGGUCCAGUUGUUCUCCACAUCGGUCAUUGCUGUGAUGUUUACGGCCUAAAUCGGAGGAAGUUGGGACAAACGUGGAAAUGCUGUGAUUCAAAUAGCUGAUUUAUUACUUUGCAGACAGCAGAAAGAUGUUUCAUGUUUGGUCUCAUCAACUUCAUCCGUCAAUAUUCCUUCAUUUUACAUCUCAGACCUGCAACUUUCGAGAAAAACUGGUUCAGUGAACCCUGGUCUGACCUCGUACCGUCAGAACCCUGGUCCGAUCUUGUACCGUCAGAACCCUGGUCCGAUCCUGUACCAUCAGAACCCUGGUCCGACCCUAUACCAACAGAACCCUGGCUAGACCCCAUACCAACAGAACCUUAGUUCGACCCCUUACCGUCAGAACCCUGGUCCGACCCUGUACCGUCAGAACUCUGGUCCGACCCCUUACCGUCAGAACCCUUAGUCCGACCCCUUACCGUCAGAACCCUGGUCUGACCCCUUACCGUCAGAACCCUUGUCCGACCCUGUACCGUCAGAACUCUGGUCCCACCCCUUACCGUCAGAACCCUUAGUCCGACCCUGUACCGUCAGAACUCUGGUCCGACCCCUUACUGUCAGAACCCUGGUCCGACCCCUUACCGUCAGAACCAUGGCUAGACCCCGUACUGUCAGAACCCUGGUCCGACCCCUUACCGUCAGAACCCUGGCUAGACCCCGUACUGUCAGAACCCUGGUCCGAUCCUGUACCGUCAGAACCCUGGUCCGACUUCAUACUAUCAGAACCAGGCUUUUGGACUUGUUCCUGACACCAGUCUGGAUGCUCUUUUUGCUCUUUCCUCUGUUUCUUCUAAGAAAGAUCUGGAAUACUCAGUGGUCUGGCCACAGUCCAGGUUUCCACUGGGUGAUGGUCCAUCCCAGAUGCCUCCCAGUCUUGAGAAGUUGACGCUGCCUCUGGAAUUCUGGACCAGCAGCUUUCUUUCUGUUCAACAAAGUAAUCUGUGAAUGUAACUCUGUAUUAUAGUUAAUGAUAAUUUCCAUGUUAAUCCUUGUUCAUGGGGUUCCGUUAGCUGGUCCGAUGGAUGAUGCAGGUCCAUCUGAGGGAUCAGAGAGAGAGAGAGAGAUCGUUUUCCACAUAUUUUGCAGGGACUGGUCCAGUUUAGACUUUUUCCCUUUAUCUUUACACACUGUAAUUCCUCCAGAGUGAUUGAAUGGUUUAAUGAAAGGAAAGAAACCCUUUCAGGUUUUCUUUGAGGAACUUUGUUUUGAAACAGUUUAAUAAGUUCCUGUUUCUCCUCUGAACAUCUUUGAUCCUCAAAGACUAAUCUACCUCCUUCUCCUUCAGCUCCUGAGGUUUUACCUCACCUUGCAUACUGCCAUCUUUUGAAUUCACCCCAUUCCUCAGAGUCUGUUUAGCUUUACCGGUUUUACAUGGAUCCCGCUGAUCACAAUCAUCAAAAAACAUGAUUUUUUUUAUUUAAUGUCAUCACCAGCCCCAGACUGCCUCUGCCCCAACUAUCUUUGUUUUUAUAAUGUGUUGCAGGUCUGGAAUGAAUAUUCUAUGUUUUUUCUGUUUUUCUAAACAAAUUAGAUUAAAUUGGUGAAAAACAUAAAAUAUUUUGGGUUUAUUCUGCCUGCAAUUAAAUAAGUCAAAAGUAAUUUUUUAAAAUGAUAUUUUCCAUUCCAUCCUGACUUAAUCCUGUUAGAUGUGGUAAAUAAAUGCACAUUUACUUUGGCGUGUUAUUGUCAGGCUUGUUUGUGUGACUGUUUGCUUUCAGAGCUGAACAACACUGCACAUCAACAAGAAGAGUAUUUGUGGAACAACAUGUUGUCUCAGAUGUAGCUUACUGCUCAAAGAAGCAUCGUGUCUCUCAUCAUUAGAGAUUUGAUGUUUUGUCUUGAACUCGUACUGCCUAAAUGUUUUGUAACAUCUGUGUUCUUUGUGUGUUUAAACAGAAUAUUAAAGGAUAUUUUUGUUGUCUAA